AUGGCCACAGGACCGGCACUGCAAAAGGUCAGGCGGUUGCAGGCCCGACUGGCUGUCCACAGCGACCCCAAGAAACUGCGCAAGUAUCUUAGCGAGCUCUCGGCUCUGCCCAUGACCCCGGACAUUCUGGCCGAGACCCGAGUCCGAAAGACCGUGAAGGGCUUCCGCAAACACCUGCUCGUGGGCACCUUUGCCCGGGACCUGGCGGCACAGUGGAAGAAGCUGGCUCGUGGUAAGUCAAGCUUCCUGCCGACCCCGCAGCACUGGGCGCCCAACCGCGAAGAGCCAGACGAUGAUGACAAUGACCAGAAGCACCAGAUGGCUGUCGACCAGGAGAGCGACCACGACGACCAAGUGCAAGCCAAGAGGCAGGCCAGAGGCGCCCGGGCCUGCUUUCCAGCACAGCACUUCUGCGAGUCGCCAACCCAUCAGCUCUGGGCCGACUCUGCGGACCUGAUGAUGGCCCUGGAGCCCUGCACAGUCCAGCAGGAGGACCGCGAGCCCGCAGGGGGCUGCCACGCGCCUGCACAGGGACCCGCCCAGGCCCAGUCACUGCCUCAGCCACAGCGGCCAGAAGACCCGGAGAAAGCAGCCGCCAGCCCAAACCAGAAGCCCGCUAUGUUCCCGCGCCAGGACGCCUGCCCGCCCAGGGCCAGCACACCUGAGGCGCCCUCGCCUCGCAUCGCCUCCCGCCACAAGCCCCAGCCGCCCGCUGCACACAGCGCCCAGGCCGGCCCGCCCAAGGACACCCAGCACCCCGCCACAAAGCUCCUGCAGAGCGCUGCGGCCAAGCCCCUCGACCCGCAAGACGCUGCCACCAAGGAGCCGCCUAUGACUUUCGAGCAGUACAUGACCUACGACUACAACUACAACAACAAGAAGCGGCGGAAGGCUCGCACAACUUGGAAAGUCCUGCAGUCUCGGAAGGCCUCGGCUUCCCAACAACCAGGCAAGACUGCAAAACAAGAUUCUGCCAGCACUCGCCAGCAGGUGCCUUCGGCUCCCCAAUGCCCUCGGCUGAAGGAAAGCCAGGCAGAGAACCUGCAGCCCGCUGCAGCUGGCGGCUUAGCCCAGCUGGGAACGACGCCCACGCACGCGCGCCCUGGGACCCAGGACAGUCCCCAUGCGCUGCAACUCCUGCCUUGCUUCCCACCAGCCACAGAAGCGCCCUCCUCACCCCAGCCGGAGGAAAAUGUCGGAUUUACCGGACAAAGAAUCAACACCAGGAUGCCCGUCUAUUCUGGCGCCACCUACUGCACCUCCACGAUGACCCCGGACCCGGACCCGGACCCGGACCCGCAGUGCAGCCUGGCACCCAAACACAUCCAUUCCCUUUCUCGCACAACGGCAGGAGUCCCCCGCCACGUGCUGCAACCGACUCUGCACAAGCUGACGCCACAGCAGCUCUUGCACGCCGAAAAAGCCAACCCACAGCUCGUGCCAGAGACAGAUGCCUUCUGGAAAACUCAUUGCCAGCGAGAGUUUAAAGAAGAAAAGCCGCAGGAGUGGGAAUCGUGGCGAGAGAUGUACCUGCGCCUUCGGGAUGCCCGUGAGCAGCGCCUCCACCGAGUGACCACGGCCAUCGUCGCCGCACAGGUCAACAAGCAGAAAGGCCGCCAGGCCAAGAUGAUCUUCUUCCCGGCAGCACCCAGCAGCACCCAGGCUCCUGCCUGCCACAGCUCCCACAGCAGCAGCUUCAGCCCAGCACCUGGGAGGCGAACCCCGGCAGCCAGAGCCAACGCCCCAUCCAGCCUCGGAGCCACAAAACCCACCACCAAGAAUCCAGCUCCUCUCAUGGCUAAAGCCAUUCAAGACCUCAAGAAAAUAUGCUCCCGCAGAUGA
This is a messenger RNA of Ochotona curzoniae (black-lipped pika), 1842 nucleotides long. Its product is annotated as elongin-A-like. Bases 1 to 1842 code for a protein of 613 amino acids. The transcript is spliced from 2 exons. Gene Ontology annotation, cellular component: elongin complex; nucleus. Gene Ontology annotation, biological process: transcription elongation by RNA polymerase II. NCBI's taxonomy places the organism in Eukaryota, Metazoa, Chordata, Mammalia, Lagomorpha, Ochotonidae. The record is from RefSeq and is a predicted model, not a curated record.